UCUUCAUGACAGUACUAGUGAAGCACAAACAUGCCUCGAGGCUCCUAGAAAUUGCUUCGAACUUAUGUAAUUUUGGGGCAGUACACCGAGUCUGUUUAUUAGCCAAACGCGUGCUUAUUAUAAAAGGUAGACGCGAAUCAAACUUUGACGCACAAACAACUCGCACACGACCAUCUAUCAAUUGAACCUUAAAAUGACAGACUAUGACAUGGACUUUGAGUUGAGCUCAUCGUCAUCUCGAGAUUCAUCCCCGUCGUCGUCGCCGUUGACAGCACCCUUAGACUCAUCUCCGCCCUCGAGUCCACAGCAUGAGCCGUAUGUCCUAGACUCUCCACCCUCGACGCGUCUAGGUUUCUCCCAUCCGUUCGCGGCCUCAACAAACGCCAACAAACGCCCUCCACAGCGGGAAAAGAAGGCAGAUACUCCCCCGAGUACACCUCCCGCGUUUACCUCGACCCCAUUAUCCCGCAACUCAGUCUAUUCUCGCUCGCUGGGAGCAAAAGACUACUCGCACGAUGAAACGUCAAGUCUAUUCUCUCUAGACUCGAGCACAUCGCAUUACAUUGAUCGCGAUGAGCGAUUAUGGGACGACGCUUUGCGCAAACCCUUCGAUACAGGUAACGGGCACAUAGACCUGAGUAAUCUAUCGUUGAAGACAAUUCCCGCGUCGGUCGCCGAUCUCGCGGGUUUUUUCAAUACGACAGAAUUAUCCGAGCAAAGUCUAGUCUCCGGACGCAGUCUGUCACGCGUCAAAACGGAACCGGCUUUCCGGUCUCCGGUGCGCUCAUUCGAGCGGACGAAGUCCAUCAUAGACUCGGGAAAGGAGCGACAUAUGCUACAACUCUACCUCUUUGGAAACAGCAUCCGCGAUCUUCCUCCUGAGCUUUUCAAGUUAGAAAAUCUGACUGUGUUGAGUCUGCGCGGGAACCAGUUGACAUAUAUUCCCCCAGAGAUAUGCCGUUUGAUCAACUUGAAGGAGCUGAAUAUCUCGCUAAACCGCCUGCCAUACAUUCCAUCGGAGAUGCAAGAUAUGAAACUCUCCAAGUUACAGCUCACCCCAAACCCCUUCUUGGCCGAGCCUUGCGUCCCUUCCGCCUCCCGCAACAUUCUAUCUCAGCGGCGGUCCAUGGCUCGCAUACCAUCACAAUACAGGGAGUCGACGAUGAAUGCAUCGAGAGCCAUCACUGUAUCUCCCUUGGUAACGUCUCUUCCGGGCGUACCUCCACUGACUGAGCUUUGUUAUCGGAAGUUGCUUUGCUCAUUGAAAGGCGACAACUCUCGGACUGUGCUCAGCGAAUACUAUGGGGUACCUCUUUCCGGCAUUUGGAAUGUGCCAGAAAAUGUACGCGAUGUAUUGAUGGAGAACGUGCCCUUUGUUUUCAAGCCCAAUGGUAUCCCUCGAAAACAUGGCAGGAGGCUGUCGCAGGGCUCGGGCGGGUGUGCAAACCCGGAGCACAAGGGCCGAUUCUUCGUUAGGCACGCUGCGGAGCGAUUUACAUGGGAGCGUCGCAUUGCUGGUGUAGACGUAGGUGGAGCGGUUCCGCUGCGAUGGAGAGGGUGCACAGAGACGUGCUUGCGGUUCUUGGAUGAGGAUACACGACAAACCAACUCUAUAGAGCUGCCACCUACGGAUGCGAGCGAUGCGAUGGAUUUUGAUGAGACGGAGGCCGUGAUGGCAAUGAACUUGAGCGGGUUCGGCAUGGAUGAAUUUGAUGACUGAAGGUAUAUCAACGAAUAAUCAAGACACUUCAUAUUGUGACAAAUUUGUACAGUAAGUAUCUGUUUCCAUCGUCCUGUAUGUUAUACCAUACCUUGUGCAUCAUCCUUUAUAGUGACUAUGCCUUACAACUGGAUUGUAAUCACUCUGAAUUCUGCUUCGCAUUUACAUGGUGUUUAGGAAUUUUCGUCUGCUCCCGGCUCCAGUAACUGACUUGCAACAUAUGGAUAGAUCAGGAUUCCGAAUUCCUCCUUGGCCAUCAUUGGAGUGAU
This is a messenger RNA of Suillus bovinus, 1989 nucleotides long. RefSeq lists its product as uncharacterized. Gene Ontology annotation, molecular function: protein binding. The coding region runs from base 194 to 1720 and encodes 508 amino acids. The record is from RefSeq and is a predicted model, not a curated record. NCBI's taxonomy places the organism in Eukaryota, Fungi, Basidiomycota, Agaricomycetes, Boletales, Suillaceae. The transcript is spliced from 3 exons.